This is a messenger RNA of Grosmannia clavigera kw1407, 1197 nucleotides long. Its product is annotated as pre-RNA splicing factor. The coding region runs from base 1 to 1197 and encodes 398 amino acids. Lineage: Eukaryota; Fungi; Ascomycota; Sordariomycetes; Ophiostomatales; Ophiostomataceae. The record is from RefSeq and is a predicted model, not a curated record. Gene Ontology annotation, molecular function: pre-mRNA binding; U6 snRNA binding. The transcript has a single exon. Gene Ontology annotation, cellular component: U2-type catalytic step 1 spliceosome; U2-type catalytic step 2 spliceosome; Prp19 complex.
AUGCCACCACAGAUAAAAGCAGACAUUAACCGAUCAGGUUGGGAGGCGACGGACUUCCCUUCGGUUUGCGAAAACUGCCUGCCCGAAAACCCCUACGUCAGAAUGUUAAAGGAAGACUACGGAGCAGAAUGCAAACUAUGUACCAGGCCCUUCACUGUUUUCAGUUGGCCCGCGAGCCGCGCACACGGUCGGAAGAAGCGCACCAACAUUUGCCUAACCUGCGCGCGCCUCAAGAACUGCUGCCAGUCUUGCACCCUCGACCUGUCCUUUGGUCUGCCCAUUGCUGUCCGCGAUGCCGCGCUGAAGAUGGUAGCUCCCGGUCCCACUUCCGACAUAAACAGGGAAUACUUUGCUCAAAAUAAUCACGAAGCUAUCGAGAAAGGGCUCAUUGGUACCGAGGAGUACGAAAAGACCGACGACAAAGCCCGAGAGUUACUUCAACGCCUAGCACAAAGCAAGCCGUAUUUUCGUAAGGGUCGGCAGGUGAAUGGUGAUGGGAGUCCUGUCACUAGUGGUGGUUAUGCGGGUGCCAGCGGGAGGAUAGGGGGAAGCAGCAUUCUGGGAAACGCUGCUGUCGGAGCGGGCGUUGGCGGCCCUGGUCCGAUUAGGACCCGCGAUUCCAAGGCCGCGCGUGCCUUUGGGGACGGUUCCGAUAAAUCAGCGCCGAGUGCGAGGAAGUUACCAGCUGCGCUCCCCCCUCCCGGACCCAAGGAUUGGAUGCCUCCUGUCGAUGAGAACAUCAUGUCGCUGUUUGUCACGGGAGUUGAAGAUGACCUACCGGAGUACAAGAUUCGCGACUUCUUCAAGGCACAUGGCAAAAUCAGGUCCCUUGUGUGCUCGCACAUGUCACACUGUGCGUUUAUCAAUUACGACUCGAGGGAUGCGGCCGAGAAGGCGGCAGCUGCUUGCCAGGGACGCGCUGUUAUUGCCGGAUGUCCUUUGAGGGUGCGAUGGGGACAGGCUCGACCUAUUGGCACGAUGGGCCGCGAGCAGCGAGUGGAAAUGAUUCGGGAUGGACGAUCUGCAUUUCCAGAAUUACGAAAGAAACUAGGAGGCGACAGGAGUAGCAAGGCUACUGUGGGAGGAGAAGAUGGCGACGACGGCACCUAUGAUGGCGAAACAGAUCCGUCAAGACUUGCUGCUGCUGCCCCUCCAGGUGCUGCUGACGUGCCAUAUGCCAGUCUUGCAGGCAACUGA